AUGGCAAUCCCACCACCAGACCUUCGCGUUCUUUGCCGCAGACUCGCAUCGACACCAGUUGAUGAUCUUCCUCACAUCUGCCCCCUCCUCGUCAGCCAUGUGCUUUGUUGCGGAGAGGCCCUGUCCGCCGUGCCAGAGACCAAGGCCAAGGACAAGUCCUCGGAAACCGCCACGCUUGUUCACAGAUUGAGAACUCAUAUCACCACACUUCUUACUGGCAAGAGUGCGUCCGGCCGUUUUGCCGCCGUUUCCCUGGUUAAGGCUGUCCUUGAUGUUGGAGGAUGGGAGAGCUUGAGGGCUUCAGACGCAUGGAUCAGGGGCUUGAUCAGCAUUUUGGGAAAACCUGAUCCUUUGGUGUCCAAGGAGCUAUGUGUCAUCACCUUGACCAAGAUCUACUCUCUCCUCCAGGGCUACCAGACACUGGUCAGAGAGAUGGCCACGCCCACUCUCCCCAGCUUCAUCACUUCCAUGCUCAACAUCGUCAAGCCGCCUGCGUCGAGCAAGGCCGCCAAGGUCCCCACGUCCUUUGUCGAUACCGUUGCCGUCUCUCUCGCCAAGAUUGUGGCCUUGUAUCCUACCACCACAAGGCCCUUUAACGCCCAGAUCCGGGGCGCCUUCAAGAUUUACGUCGCUCCUACCAUGUCUGAUGUCGCCACCGUUCCCCAGAGCCUGCGAGAGAGCGCUCGCUCGCUGCUUGUCGUGCUUCACUACACAGCGCCCAAGAACGGUAGCAGCGACGAGUGGGCGAAGGGCAUCAAGUCCUAUAUUAAAGAGGCCCACGCCACCGCCGACCAAGUCUUACGUGCCGUUCGGGAAUCCUGGGAAUCCACCGCCGGCUACAGAGUGGACACAGUCCGUACCGAUGGCGAGCCGUCCGGAGGAGGCAACGAGACCGACUCCCUCCCUACCUGGACCGGUGUCACUGCUGGUUCUGAGAGACUCAACGGCCUCGUGGGUCAGCUCAUCGGGUACCUCAGGGUGCCCACUAAGGCCCCUGUCACCGUUCCCGUCGGAGAGCUCCUCGACCUCGCCUCGCGCAUCACCCUCAUCACGCUCCCCAAGCCUACCACCGGCGAAGACACCAUCGAAACCAACCCGGCCAUCAGCCGUGACGAGAAGGCCGAGCUCUGGAGCGUCCUUCCCGAAGUCCACAUGGCCAUUCUCAAGCUACACACCGUCCUCCUCCGUCGCCUGGCCGCCAACGCCCUGCCGCUGGCCACCGACAUCCUCGACCAGAUGGUCCGCGUCUUCACCUCCGGGCGCCACAUCCCCGCCAUCCGCGAGACAGUCUACGUCCUUGCCAAGGACCUUCUCGAGAUCUCCGGCCCCGGUCUCCUUAAACUCACCGUUGACUCCAUGGCUCCCAUCAUCCAGUCCACCUGCCAGGAUAUCCUCCGUGCCACGGGCCACUAUGACUCGCCCGUCAAGGCCGACAGCAGCAGCACCACCAUGAACCGCAACCCCAACCCCAAGAAACCCACCGCCGGCAAGAACGGCGCCGGCAUCAUGAAGCCCCAGGCCCAGUCCUCCGGCAACGCAGACGCCUAUCUCACCUCUUCCAGCACCUCCUCUUCUGCCGACCCGGCCACCAAUCCCCUCUUCGCCGCCGCCCUCUCCCUCCUCCCCCUCUUCCUCUCCCCCCGUGGUCUCGUCGACCGCACUGCCAUCCUAGCCAAUAGCAAGGCCGCGAUGCUCGCCAGCGUGCUGAACCCGUACAAGGACACUCGCGGUCGGUACUACCCCACCAUCCUGCCCUUCUUGGUCAGGCAGUUCCCUGCCGACCAGGAGGUGGAAGUGUUGCGGACGAAUCUCAUGAGAGUCGGUGCUGGCGUGAGCCAGCAGGUUGCUACCAGCUGGGAUCCGGCGGAGGAUAUUGAUGAUUUGGUUGCUGCUGCGGCGGGCAACAAGGACGACGAGGACGAGAAUGACGACGACGAGGAGAUGGUGGAUGCGGAUGCGGAUGAGGCGGACGCUGAUAAGGAGGCGGAUGCCCAGCUUGCUGCUGAGAAUCAAACGGCACAGAAGAGCAAGGCCGCCGCUGCUGCUAAAGGGGCUUGGGGUGCUAAUGCGGAAAAGGACGCUGCUGAGGAGGUUAGCAGCAAACCGAACCCGUUUGCCACCGUCCCUGUUGACACCCCUGAGUCGAGAACCGCACGCGCUGCGAUGAAGAAGCGUAAAGUUGAAGAGGAGGCCGCGAAUCCUCCUAAGAGAGUUACCAGGAGUUCGAGGAGAAAGACUCUUGAGGUGGAAGACGAGGCGUCUGUCGUGACUACUACCGCUAAGAUUGUGGAGGAGGUUGUGGAGGAGGUCGCUACGCCCGCUGAGGCCCCGGCCCCGGCGAAACCCGUUAUAGCUGUGAUGGAACAGAAGGAGGGUGAGGAUGAUGGUGAGGAUAGUGAUAGUGGGGAGAGUGUCCAGAUCGACAUGUCGCUUGAGGACAGUGAGGAUGAGGAGGACGAAGAGUAG
Molecule: messenger RNA, 2466 nt
Organism: Sordaria macrospora k-hell
Lineage: Eukaryota; Fungi; Ascomycota; Sordariomycetes; Sordariales; Sordariaceae
Source: RefSeq, a predicted model, not a curated record